Molecule: messenger RNA, 1819 nt
Organism: Rosa rugosa (rugosa rose)
Lineage: Eukaryota; Viridiplantae; Streptophyta; Magnoliopsida; Rosales; Rosaceae
Product: protein IQ-DOMAIN 8-like
Exons: 5
Coding region: 199-1497 (432 amino acids)
Molecular function (GO): protein binding
Source: RefSeq, a predicted model, not a curated record
UGAUCGAUACUCUAACACACACAUACAGAUAGAUCUGUUCUCCAAAUUCUUGAAAACCCAAUCCCAAAAAACCCAGAGAGACAACUCUCUCUUUUGGCUCACUGUGCUUCUGCUUCUGCUUCAGUUUUCAGAGUAGAACAAAUCUCUGAAACACUUUUUCACAACCCACUCAAGUUUAUUAGUUUGUUUUUUGUCCAAAUGGGUACUCCAGGAAAAUGGCUCAAGUCCCUCAUCAAUCCCAAAAAGCUCAUAACAACUGACCAAGAGAAGAGCAAGAAGAAAUGGAAGCUAUGGAGGAGUUCAUCGGAUGGGUUAGGAUCUUCGAGUAAAGGUGGUGUGAAGAAGGUGGCUGGUUCAGAGCUGUUGGAUUCUGCAAAUGUAGUCGAUCAUGAGUUGGCUGCUGCCAUGGCUACUCUGCUUCGGGCUCAGCCUAAAGAUUUCAAGAUAGUCAAGCGAGAGUGGGCUGCUAUUCGGAUCCAAACCGUGUUUCGGGGAUUCUUGGCAAGGCAGGCUUUAAGGGCCUUGAAAGCAUUAGUAAGGCUUCAAGCUAUAUUUCGUGGGAGGCGGGUCAGGAAGCAAGCAGCUGUUACAUUGAGGUGCAUGCAGGCACUUGUUCGAGUUCAGACUCGAGUUCGAGCACAGAGAUCCUCAGAAGCUGCGCAAGACUUACUGGAUGAACGUCAGUCCCAAGCUGAUGAUCCCGUUAAGCAGGCUGAGCAAGGAUGGUGUGAUAGUCCAGGAACAGUGAGUGAAGUUAGAGCAAAGCUACAAAUGAGGCAAAGAGGAAACAUAAAGAGGGAUCGAGCAAUUGCAUACUCCCUCUCUCAACAGAGGCCAAGAUCAUGUUCCAGUCCAUAUAGCAGGACUAACAAGACAGCAAAGGUUACUAAGAGUCCAAGAGUAGGCAAUAACAAUUCUGAAUGGAACUGGUUAGAAAAUUGGAUGGCGACCAAGCCAUGGGAAAAUAGACUGAUGGAGGAGGUCCAAACUGUGCCAUCAGAGAUGAAUCUUCAUAAUUCCAGGAAAAGUGGAGAUGACAUUGCUGGCUUUUAUCCAUUUUCUUCAGAACAGAACUCAGUGAAAGUGCGAAGGAAUACUGUCACAACCAGGAUUUCUGCUAGGCCAUCUCAAUCAAUGAGUCCAAUAACUCGCUCAUCUUCUACUCCAAGUUCUGAUUUUCUAAAGGACGAGAGCUCGUCAUCCACUUCAUUUACUUCUGCAUCACCUACUAUAGCGUCUAGCAACGCUACCAAGGUAGAGGAAAGUAAUAUGUGCAAACCAAGCUACAUGAAUCUCACAGAGUCAAUUAUGGCGAAGAAGAGAAGUUCCAAUGGUCAAAAUAUGCAGAGGUAUUUCAUGGAGGAGUAUCAGUUCCAUAGCAAAGCUCUUUCUAAUGGGGAUACAAGGAGCAUCAAUGGGGAUUCUGAUUUUUCGGUUAAUUUCUGCAAUGAUCUAUACCCUCCGGUAUCAUUGGGAAGAGCAGAAAGAGCAAGAUGACAGUAAUGGAAACCACUAAGAAUUGCCUUCAUACUUCAUUUAGGAAAGGUUUGUGUAGUUGUUCCAUGAUUUCAACAGCUUGUUGUCUAUAAUUUCCGGUUAUACUGAGAUUUGCUUCAAAACGACCACUGAAAGAAUUAGUUGGUGAUUAUAUAGUCAAGUAUAGGUUUUUGGAGUGAGAGUGAUGUCAAGGAAUUCAGUAGUAUUUGCAACUUCCAAGUCUGAGUUGGUGUGUCCUAGAUCAGUUGUCUGUGAUGUGAAAUGGUUCAAAUUGAUUCAGUAGUACUUUUACCACAUUAUUGAUGUUUUAAUUACAUGUGAA